This is a messenger RNA of Acaulospora colombiana, 1802 nucleotides long. Lineage: Eukaryota; Fungi; Glomeromycota; Glomeromycetes; Diversisporales; Acaulosporaceae. The record is from the annotation of a GenBank genome assembly.
GAUUCCUUUGUAAGAAUAACAUGUUUGACGUUGCGAUCAAAACCUUGAGAAUUAUGGAACAAGAAGGCGUUCAACCGACUUCGAUCAAUUUCCUUAGACAUGUGAUCCAACCUCUUGCACAGUAUAAUCAUCCCACGGAAGCUUGGCGGUACCUGAGUGGUUUCAGAAGGAAGGCCGUGCACCCUCGAAAUAUAUAUUCAAAAUAUUACACCCUCAUAAUUGAGGCCUUCAUUCAGCGGAAUGACGUGAGUUCGGCGAUGAAGGUAUUCGCGGACAUGGAAGAAAUCGGCGUGGACUUGGACUCCCGGGCAAAGGAAAUUUUUAUCUGUACGCAAAAGACGUUAAACAUCGUAAAUGGGAGUCCGGAAAACGAGGCAAUUUUGAACGAUCGUUUGUUUGCGCGACUAUCAGUCUUUUUCCUCUAUAAGAAUCCUUGGAAGUAUUUCGAAAUUGAAGAGGAGGAAGGAGAAAUUUAUAAUAAAAGGGAUCUCAAUCCAAAAGGUGCUCUACUGCUCAGGACCUACUUGAGUUGCUUAAAUGAGCCGACAAAAUUCGAGAGUGCCAUUUCUGAAACCUUUCCUAAAACCAUAAUGGAUUACAUUUCUUUUACACGUCAUAUUAACAUUCCCAUGCUAUAUAAUUUCCUUGAAGUCAGACUUGCUACCAUUGUUGGUUUGGCCGAUAGAAGUAAGAAGAUUCAAGAAGCUUUUUCAGCUUUAUCAGAGGCUUUUAGCAAGCGUUGUGUCACGGUAGAGUCGUUGGUGACCUGGAAAUCCACUCCUGAUAUCUUCACCUCAAUGAUUCUGAGAUUCCCCAAUAUCGCGCAUCUGGACCUCCUACAGUAUGAGAACACUGAUGAAACCAUAAAAUUUAUUGGUAAUCAUUGUAAAAGGCUUUGCGUAUUCAAAUUUACCGUCUGCAAUUGUUCCCCCAAACUUUUGUCCAACUUCCUGGAAUCUCAAGGCGACGGAUACCUCGAUGAACUUUGUAUCAAGAUUACCACAGAUCCAAAAAAAUUAUUGACCGGAUUGUCUCCGUCUGUAAUUGCCAAGAUUACCGACUUGCGUAUUAACGGGCUUCACAUCGAUCAUGCAAUGGAUAAUCUAAAAUUUCAGAAAUUACGAUCUUUAGAUCUUAGCGAUUGUCAUAGCAUGGAUGAGAAGGCAUUCAGCGCAUUGCAAUUUGGACAGAUGAUAACCGAGAUCAAUCUUUCCGAGACAAAAAUAUCAGAAGCCGGUGUCAUCUCCCUUGCGACUCAUUGUAAACACAAUCUCAAGAGAUUAAUCAUGCUACCGUGCGGUGCUGCCGAUUCUGUUGAACAAGGUAUCCGGGCGCUCGCAACCCAUUGUCCGAACCUUGAAGAGUUCAGGUUGGACGUGAUUCGUGUUGAGAUAAAAGCUAUCAUGGAAUUGAUUCAAUCGUGUAGGGGGAUACAAAUUUUGGUUCUUGGCGGCGUGGAGAUAAACAACGACGACUUGCUACUUGAUGAACUCAUGGAUUCAAUUCGAGUCAACAUCGGGGAAUCAAUCAAAUGUCUGGAUUUGCGCGAGUGGAGUGUUAGUGAAAAGGCGGUGAUCGAUUUGACAGGGAAUUGUCCUAAUCUGGACAAAUUGGUUCUGAGGUAUUGUCGAAAUGUGAACGACAAUUGCAUCAAGGCGAUCAGUAAUCACCUGGCGAGAACUCUUCGACACCUUGACGUUGCAAAUUGUCCCCUAGUAACCCCGGAUGAGAUUAUGGCGGCCGAGGAAAAAUUGGUUAACUGUCGCAUAAUUCACGCCUCGAAGUUCUACUGCAUCGACUGA